AUGUGCAUUCUGGGAGUUGGAGUUGGAAGAUGUUUUCCUCUCUUCCUCGUCAGGUUGAUCUCUCUGCUCGUGAUCUGCAGAUGCCUUGAUGUGAGAUCAGAGCCGGUAGACCCAUCCGCAUCCUCUCAGUGCCUAAAGGAGAUCGUUCCACAUGCUGGAUACCGCGUUUCGUUCCAAGAGCUGCAAGAUUUCUACCUAGUUGUACAAAUCAACUGUGCAGGAUUUGCUCGUGCCCGCCAGUUCUCUCUAGUGAUAGGCGGCAAGACCACCUCUGUGAGCGAGUGCGAGUCCGACCUCCUUGAAGUCCCGGUCAGGAUCUAUCGGGGGAAUCUCGCCUGGAAGUAUGUUGUGGAUCGGGAGGACGGUACGGUUGAGGAGAGAGAAUUCCAGUUCAGUGCGCUUCCUCUCCAUGAGCCCUCGAUCUCCUUGAGCUUUCCGUCGCCGGGGUUCUCAUUCAGAAAAGGAGUUCCGUUCUUCUUCAUCUCACAGCUGUCGGAACAGGAGGAGGCGCAUGAGUUCGGCUAUCCUCGCUUCUUCCUUGAGAUCAGCCUGACCUCUGUAAGCGAUGCUGAAAGAUUCUUCAGGUUUACGUGGGGAUCAGAGAAACAGCUCUCGCUUGACAACUACGUUCAACCCAGCCAGAGCAUGGUGGUGAUGGAAGAUGUUGACUUCCCAGUCGGCAACUACACCCUCAACAUUCGUCUGCUGGAUGGGUACAAGCAGUUUUCAGGUGCUGAGACAAGUACGACGGUUGAGAUCAAUCAACAGCUCGAUUAUGUUCCCUUCGAGAGUGACUUCAGCGUUGCUGAAUGCCAAGAAGAGGGAAACAUGGAUGAGAGGUGCGGGAAUGGAGGUGCAGUAGAGGGAUGCGGGCACGACAUGCUGCGGGAUGCUUCCUGGUUGCCUACGAUUGAUCCCUUGCAUUCAAUACAUCGUUGCGCAAACACUCUGGCUUUCACUGAAAGAGUGGAGGAGCUUUACAAGGCGAUAGAUAAUGUCGUCAAACCUGUUGAUGCUGCCAGAGGGGACAUUGCGAGUGCCUUUGGAACCAACGUCCGGGCUCUUCUGCUUGCUAUCGCGCGCAGUAUGGCGCAGCAGGAACACCUUGUGUUUGAGGGACACUGGGAGUACUUAACAUACAGAUCUUGUCCAAGCGGACACAUCUCAUGUUACUUUGAGAAUGUUUUUUCGUGCAACACCAGCUCAGGAAGACUGUACGAACGGCCAAAGAGCGCCGACGAAGUUGAUGAUCCCCCGAUGGAUGAGUAUCGCAUUGGCGUUUCUCGAGUCUUCAAUCUUCGGCAAAACCCAGCCAUGUUUCGAGCCGAGAGCACCUUCUGGUUCCUAUCUCAUGCGGCCGACUACAUCCUCCAGCCUAACCUGAGGAUGAAGAAUCUUGUGAGACAGGCAAAGGCAGCAGUCAACUUCCGUUCUCCUGUCAUCGGGGUCCAUAUUCGACAGGGAGAUUCUUGCCAUGCUGGGACGGGAAGGAAAUGCUUCAAAACAGGAGAUUAUGUACAGGCUGUCAGAAACAUGUCAGAUCUGUAUGGAGUAAGGACGGUCUUCGUUGCAUCAGACAAUGCCGACAUCAUCAUCGAACUUCGUCAACUGCAUCCGGAGGUCGACUGGCUCACUCUGCCACAGAGGAGACAUGCGGGCGAGCUGAAAGGAACCCUCCCACAAGUUGAUCUCUUGCUCCUGAGGGACUGCGACUACUUCAUCGGCCAGUUCUCCUCCGCAUUUAGCCUGCUGGCUCUAGAACUUUCAGCCGCGCGCAAAGUACUGGGGUUCAUACCUCCUUACAUCGGCAUGGAUGGGCCAUGGCAGAGCCUUGUGAACUGAACAUCUGGAGGAAGAAGAUGCCUCAGAUGACGAGCUGCAGGAAGCAAGCUCGUACAGCUAUGUGUCCGUCCCUCAGCAGGAUUCGACAACAAUAAAACCCGCAGACCAUGGUUUCUUCCUGAUACAAGUUUACAACAUUCCAGACCUUUGUUCUUCUUAUCUUGGAGUCACAGGGCCGGCGCCUUUGGGCUUGCUGGCUUCCGCUGGCAUCUC
Messenger RNA from Guillardia theta CCMP2712, 2055 nucleotides. RefSeq lists its product as hypothetical. Gene Ontology annotation, biological process: protein N-linked glycosylation. The transcript has 11 exons. The record is from RefSeq and is a predicted model, not a curated record. Gene Ontology annotation, molecular function: alpha-(1->6)-fucosyltransferase activity. Lineage: Eukaryota; Cryptophyceae; Pyrenomonadales; Geminigeraceae. The coding region runs from base 1 to 1842 and encodes 613 amino acids.